GCCGCCGCCCUUCUGCCUGGAGAAGUUUAACUCGGGAGCAGCACAGCAGCCCGAGCUGCCGCGGCGGGGCAAGGAGCCGCGCCGAGAGUCGUCACGCCCGGGGCCACCGCGGGACAGGAGGUCGUCUCUAGCAGAGGCGGCGGUGGGGACAUACCGAGGGUGGCGGCGCUCCGGGAGCUGCCCCGCCCGCGUCAUGGCAGCGCGGUCCCGGAGACCCUGGCUGAGCGUGGUACUUGGGCUAGUGCUGGGUUUCACCGCCGCCUCCUGGCUUAUUGCUCCCAAAGUGGCCGAGCUGAGUGAGAAGCGGCGAGGCGCCAGUAUCUGCUCUUACUACGGCCGCUCGGCGGGGCCGGGGGCGGCCGGGGGCGCGGCGGCGCCGGGAGGGCAGCAGGCGCCGCCGGAGGCAGCGGUGGUGCUGGGCGGCACGAGUUUCAGGAGCAGCGCUUGGGAGCUGCCGCCAGUGGCGGCGGACGUGGGCGGCACGGUUUCUAGUCCCGCUGCUGGCGGGGAAGGAGACCCGGAGGAAGAGGAUGAAGGCGGCGAGAAGCGGAGCGGCCGACCCGGCAGCAGCCACAACGGGAGUGGGGACUGGGGGAGCGCCCCGGGCUGCACCAAGCCUCGCAACUUCCUUUAUGUGGGAGUGAUGACGGCCCAGAAGUACCUGGGCAGCCGGGCGGUGGCUGCACAGCGGACUUGGGCGCCUUCAGUGCCGGGCCGUGUGGAGUUCUUCUCCAGCCAGGGCUCCGCCACACCCCCUGGGUUGCCCCCGCUGCCCGUCGUUGCCCUGCCCGGCGUGGACGAUUCCUACCCGCCGCAGAAGAAGUCCUUUAUGAUGAUCAAGUACAUGCACGACCACUACCUGGACAAGUACGAAUGGUUCAUGCGGGCGGACGACGAUGUCUACAUUAAAGGUGAAAAAUUGGAAGAGUUUCUUCGCUCACUGAACAGCAGUAAACCUCUGUAUCUGGGGCAGACUGGUCUGGGUAACAUUGAAGAACUUGGAAAACUUGGACUGGAGCCGGGAGAGAAUUUCUGCAUGGGAGGGCCAGGAAUGAUCUUCAGCCGAGAGGUUCUCAGGAGGAUGGUGCCACAUAUAGGUGAAUGCCUUCGAGAAAUGUACACCACUCAUGAGGAUGUGGAAGUGGGCAGGUGUGUCCGAAGGUUUGGAGGAACUCAAUGUGUUUGGUCAUAUGAGAUGCAACAACUGUUCCAUGAAAAUUAUGAACACAACCGCAAGGGUUACAUUCAAGAUCUUCACAACAGCAAGAUUCACACAGCUAUAACGCUUCAUCCCAACAAAAGACCUGCCUACCAAUACCGGCUGCACAAUUACAUACUGAGCUGCAAAAUAUCCGAAUUGCGCUAUCGGACCAUCCAGCUUCACAGAGAGAGUGCCCUGAUGAGCAGGCUCAGUAACAGUGAAGUAAAUAAGGAAGAUCAGCAGCUAGGAGUGCUGCCAUCUUUCAACCAUUUCCAGCCACGUGAAAGGAAUGAAGUCAUUGAGUGGGAAUUCCUGACGGGAAAAUUUCUUUACUCAAUAGUGGAGAACCAACCACCCCGGCAGAGCCUGAGCAGCGUCCUGCGGGCUGCCCUGGAUGACACUGUGAUGCAGGUCAUGGAAAUGAUAAAUGAGAACUCUAGAUCCAGAGGAAGGCUGAUUGAUUUCAAGGAAAUACAGUAUGGCUAUCGCAGAGUGGACCCUCUGCAUGGAGUGGAGUACAUCCUGGAUUUGCUGCUUUUGUACAAAAGGCACAAAGGAAGGAAAGUUACAGUUCCAGUGAGACGCCAUGCUUACCUUCAGCAGCUGUUCAGCAAACCUUUUUUCAAAGAAGCAGAGGAGCUGGAUAUAAGAAGCCUGCUGGAGGAUGACAAAAGUGACACCAAAUCUUUCCCUUUUCUUUCAAAUUCUUUAAAGAUUUUCCCCUCGUCAUUCCAAGGUACCAAAGACAUUGGGGGACGCAAUGACAAGAAAAUACACAUUCUUGUCCCUCUCACAGGCAGGUUUGACAUUUUCUCAAGGUUUAUGUAUAACUUUGAGAAGACUUGUCUGAUUCCUAGGCAGAAUGUAAAGUUGGCAAUAAUUCUCUUCAAUUCCGUGUCAGGCCAAGAUUCCAACAAGCACAUAGAGCUAAUAAAAGAAUACAGCAUUAGGUAUCCUACAGCAGAUAUGACCCUGAUUCCUAUGGCAGGGAAGUUUUCUAGAGGUUUAGGUCUUGAAAUGGCCUCGUCUAGGUUUGACAAUGGCACUUUGCUGCUGUUCUGUGAUGUUGAUCUAAUAUUCACACCAGACUUUCUCCAGCGCUGCAGAGAUAACACUAUUCAGGGAGAACAGGUUUAUUACCCUAUCAUCUUUAGCCAAUAUGAUCCAAAACUAAUAUACGGAGGCAACCCUCCAGCUGACAGUAGUUUUGUUUUUACAAAAAGAACUGGAUUUUGGAGGGAAUAUGGAUUUGGAAUUACUUGUAUAUACAAAAGCGAUCUACUUACUGCUGGUGGAUUUGAUACCUCAAUUCAAGGCUGGGGACUUGAGGAUGUAGACCUCUUUACUAAAGUGAUAACAUCUGGCUUGAAGGCUUUCAGAAGUCAGGAAGUAGGAGUUGUCCAUAUUUUUCAUCCAGUUCAGUGUGACCCUAAUUUAGAUCCAAAACAGUAUAAAAUGUGCUUAGGAUCCAAAGCAAGUACAUUUGCCUCUACCACACAGCUUGCUGAACUCUGGCUACAGAAACAUUUGGGUGUCAGGUACAAUCAAACACUCUCUGGACAUCUCAGCCUGUUUGGCCUUCUUUAGGGUGUUUACCUCAUUAUUAUUGUUAUUAUUAUUUUAUUUUGCUGUCAUAAUUUCAAACUCCUUCCUCCUUGUCUUCCAAAGACUGUUGACCUCAAAUGGGUUGAGUCUGCUGUUCACUGAUGUUUCUUAUACCUACUGAACUGGUGAGGUGUAUGUCUUUGUAAUUCCUUCGUUUCAAAUUCAGUCAAGCCACAGCAGUCAUAUGAUCUCAUGAAGCACAUCCAUUACAAGAGACUGCAUCAGAACAUUCUCUUUCUGCUUUAGGAUGCUGUGUCACCCUUGUUGCAUUUUUCAGAUGUAAUGUGAUACAAAUAUUUACUGAUGGAGGUACCACAAAAGUGCUUUAUGCUUCUUCUGGGGAUGGAACUCUAUAAGAUAAACUUGAGUUUUAUAAUUUAUAUGAGAACUUAUAUGUAUAAAUGCUUUUCUUCAUCUUUAGAAUUUUUAAAGUAAAUGAAUAACUAUGAUUGUAGCUUUAUUUUUUUUUUUUACAAAGGAAAACCAAAAGCUGAGGGGCUACUUGCAAACUCAACUGGUACUGGCUACCAAGGUCUUUAAAUGUCUUAUUAUACUAACAGCCUCCUCAUUGUUGUUCACUCUGAAGUGUAAAUUAACUUUAUUUUCACAAGGAAUAGGAUUUAAUUAAAUGCUGAUGUGUGCUUUGGAAGGUUUGUGAAUAAAUGUCCUUCAUUUGCAGUCAAGAAGAAACUGUGACUUAACGUGGCCAUUUAUGGUGAAGUCCAGGCACACAGUAUUCUUCUUUUAAAGCAGAGUAUAAGUUGAUGUUUCUUUUUUUUUUUUUUUUUUUAGAAUGAGUUUAAUAUGUAAUUUUCUUUUACAUUCCCUUCAUAAAGAUGCACUUGUUACAGAAUAUUGGGAGUUAAAGAUGUAUUUUUUUUCCCUUUUUUCAUUUUCCAUGAAUAUUGGUACUCAGUAGCAUUUAAUUGUUAAAAUAAUUGUAGAAUAAUUAUUUAAGUUUAAAAAAUUACUAUUGCUGGUCAAAACUCAUUGCCAAUAUAUUUAUAUUAGUGGAGGUUAUAAAACUGCGUUAAGAUUUAUCUCCCUGGACAGCCUGAAGUUGUCACAGGGGAAGAUUCACAGAGUAAAGCAGUUAAAAUUAUGCCAGCAUAAGACAUAAUAAAAUAAAAUUCUGUAUUUUAGAGAAAUGUUUAUAUAGGGAUAUAUAUAGGUACGUGUGUCUGUAUGCGUGUGCAUACAUCCCUGUACAUGGAUACUUAGAGUAAUUUCAAAAUAUGUUCCUAUUUUCAGCUCAGUUCAGGCAGUGAUUUCUUAUCAAUCAUUGUAAUUUUUUGCCAUGUUCUUGGAAGGUUUCAAGUUAUACUGUGAUAAAAGCUCAAAGACAUUGAAAAGACGCCAAAAUUCAGCUAAACUGAAAUUAAUACUGUGGGUAUGGCUAAUAACCUCAAUCCCCUUGAUUUCAACCCUGUUUCAAAUACAGCUGGUCCAGAAAAAGUGAGCAAUUACAGAAUUUAAGUUUGUACAUUUAUCAGUUGUAACUGACUCCUUCUGUGUUUCCCUUCAAAUAACAUCUAAGAUAAUUGGAAUUCACAGGCAUGUCUAUUUGUAUGAUGAUAUCCUGAUAAAUUUCCUAAGGCACAAGGAGGGCAUGCAGUAGUUCUGUUAAUGUCACUUAUCUAUGGUUCUGUGUUCUGCAUUUACCAUGCAAGGUAAUAAGCAUCCCUGAAAAGAAUCAAAGGAGUGGUCAUAGCAUUUUGCAUGUUUAAAAAAUUCCUGGGAGAAGGAAAUAAUUGCAGUAGAUGAGAGUAGGUAGAAGGUGAUUCUUGCUUGUCUGCUGUCCUCAAGGAGUGUUCCUGGCUUGUUAGUCUCCUAGAGGCUCUUGCCUUCCCAGCCCAGUGUCGUUAGCUCAAAUAUCUGGAUGAAGUAAAAUUCAGUAUUACUUAUGAAGUAAUUAUUGCAGAGCACUCUUUGUAUUGUGUGCAGAGAUCACACUUUGUUCAGUAAGAGAGCCAAGAACAAAGAACAUACAAUGAAUUCGUUAAGUUAGUCUCCGAUUGUACAACUCCAAUUGUAAAUACCUAAAACUGAAUGCUUGCUGAUAAAUGUCUAUUUUCAUAAACAUGAAAAAAAGGAAACAACAGCGAUUUACGAAGAGAUCCAAGGUAGUCAUUGUCAGCUGGGACGUAUUUCAGUUACUUAAUUUGAUGGCCACAAAGUAUUUGCUCAGCUCACAGUAAAGUAGUAGAUUUAAACAAGAAAAGAAACCAAUCAUUCACUGGGGAUAAAGAUGUAUGUGGAGGGCUUGCAGGAUCAGGUCCUAUGUAAUACAAGCAAAAUGCCAGUAUUUACCAAUACAAAUAUUUAUUUAGUGUCUGACUGAUUAAUUUGUUUAUAUGAUUAAUUACUUUGUUUAAAAAGAAGAAAAUAUUAUAAAUGUUUAUUAUGUAAUAUUACAUUGUCUUUUGAAAUAACUAUCCUGAGAUAACUUGAGAACUUGUGUUAGUUUGUUUAAGGAAUAAUAUGCCUUCUAAGGAGAUCAUAUUAAAAGAAAGAAAGGAAAAAAAAAAAACCACACACAGAAGUCUUAGAGUAAUGUCAUGGAUGUGGAGAUUAAGAUGAGAAUGUCUGUGCUAAUCAGCUGUUUGGUUUUGUUUGAUCUGAAUCAUAACCUUGACUGGAAAAUGAAAUGUCUAUGUAUGAUGGCCCUCUGUAUGUGCAUAACUAAUGAAUUAAAAAUAGAACAGAAUGA
Messenger RNA from Pogoniulus pusillus (Red-fronted tinkerbird), 5516 nucleotides. RefSeq names its product chondroitin sulfate synthase 3 (gene CHSY3). The transcript has 3 exons. Bases 194 to 2788 code for a protein of 864 amino acids. Lineage: Eukaryota; Metazoa; Chordata; Aves; Piciformes; Lybiidae. Gene Ontology annotation, cellular component: Golgi cisterna membrane. The record is from RefSeq and is a predicted model, not a curated record. Gene Ontology annotation, molecular function: glucuronosyl-N-acetylgalactosaminyl-proteoglycan 4-beta-N-acetylgalactosaminyltransferase activity.